AGCCGCUGACGGGAGACGGGCCUACGCCGGCAAACUGGCAGCCGGAACUCAGCUUGCCGGCCGGGGUUAAAGGUCUCUGCGGUUCGGAGGUCACAGGCUGCCGGCGCGGAGAUGGCGGAUAAGGAGAAGAAGAAGAAGGAGAGUAUUCUCGACCUUUCCAAGUACAUAGACAAAACAAUCCGUGUGAAAUUUCAAGGAGGGCGAGAAGCCAGUGGGAUUUUGAAAGGGUUUGAUCCACUCCUUAAUCUUGUAUUGGAUGGAACUAUAGAGUAUGUGAGAGAUCCUGAUGACCAGUACAAAUUGACUGAAGACACACGCCAACUUGGCUUGGUUGUGUGCAGAGGGACUUCAGUCGUUCUAAUCUGCCCGCAAGAUGGUAUGGAGGCCAUUCCAAAUCCUUUCAUCCAGCAGCAGGAUGGUUAGCUUGGAGACAGCUCACCACCAGAUCUCAGGAUUUCGAUGUAGUUGAUUUUAUACAUUAGCCAAAGCUGAUGUGUUUGAUGGGUCUUGUAAUAUCACCAGCAUUGGGAGGUUUCUAAAUGUGCUAAAGAGGACAAGUGGUUAGGGUGGCAAGCAAGAGUUUGUACUCUUUUCUUUAUCGUAUACAGAUCAAUCAUGAACUUAUUGCCAAGUUGUGUAUUACAGGACUGGUUUUAUUACCAGUAAUCUGAGAAGUGGUGUGUUUUCACAUGGAGCUAACUUCUAGAAAUGAAGCAAUGGCAGUGCAAAUUCUGAGCUUCAAAGAGCAAAAAACUGCAGAUUCUGGAAAUUUGAAAUAAUAGCAGAAAAUGCUUAGUAAGUCAUAAAGCAUCAGUGGAGAGAGAAACAGUUAAUGUUUUGGAUCAAUGACCUUUUUCAAGGUCAUUGCCUAAAACCAUAAUUCUUUCUCCACGGACGCUGUCUGACUUAGUAAGUAUUCCCAGUGUUUUAAUGCUAUUAUUUCAGGUUGCUGAGCUGCCUUGGGCACUGGAGUCAUAAUACACCACAAGCCCCGGCUGGAAGACUGGUGAAAAGACACUUCUGUUACAAAAACCAGCUGAUUUGGAAACCUGCAGUUUUAUACUUUUCAUUUACAUUGUUUAUUUAAAAUGAACCAACAUUUCUGGAGCUGCCUUUUAUUUUCUCGACAACUUUUAUUCAAUUCCUUUUUUUAAAAUAAUAAAGCUAUGUUGAAUGGUUAUUCCAGAUGUUUGUGAAUAACAUUUCAGUAACUUGUGUUGGAGUCUUGCUUAGAGCUUCAUUUAAUGUAAGUCUCUUUUAAGAUUUGGUUUGUUCCCUUGUUUACUUUUUGAAGCUGGACAUGGAUGUUAAACAUUGUCCAAUGUGUACAAUAAACUUGUUUUUCCAUUG
Molecule: messenger RNA, 1350 nt
Organism: Hypanus sabinus (Atlantic stingray)
Lineage: Eukaryota; Metazoa; Chordata; Chondrichthyes; Myliobatiformes; Dasyatidae
Gene: lsm7
Product: LSM7 homolog, U6 small nuclear RNA and mRNA degradation associated
Exons: 4
Coding region: 112-423 (103 amino acids)
Biological process (GO): mRNA splicing, via spliceosome; nuclear-transcribed mRNA catabolic process
Cellular component (GO): U2-type prespliceosome; catalytic step 2 spliceosome; spliceosomal tri-snRNP complex
Molecular function (GO): RNA binding
Source: RefSeq, a predicted model, not a curated record